Opisthorchis viverrini is the source of this 507-nucleotide messenger RNA. RefSeq lists its product as hypothetical. The record is from RefSeq and is a predicted model, not a curated record. Lineage: Eukaryota; Metazoa; Platyhelminthes; Trematoda; Opisthorchiida; Opisthorchiidae. The transcript has 3 exons. Bases 1 to 507 code for a protein of 168 amino acids.
AUGCCACUGUUGGGAACCAAGAAGAGCAGGAUAGUUAUGACAUGCCUGGCAGGACUGCCCGUGACCCUUCGGAGCAACCAACUGAUCAAUGGUCUUCGUCAGGAGCACAUUCUGUUGACAAUAACAGAAGUUACUCUUCAAGGGCUGGAACUACGGCUAACUGUUGCUGAAAACUCUUCGGCAGCUCAAGGACGGUUUCAUUAUUCCACGGGCUCAUCAGGCAGGCACAGUCCUACAGUAUCCAUCGGCUUUACGUUCCACUUAAACUCAAAUUGGGCGCUAAUCGUGAGGUACACUCAUUUGCAAAGUAAUCUGAUUCUGGCUAGAAACUUGAUUAAACCCAAGCUGAAUCUAUCUUUUAUGGGUCGUCGGUUGGACCGUCUGGCCCAAACGACCGAUACCGGACAAGCAAGAACAAGUUCUGUUCUGACGGCCAGUUCAGAGUUCUCUGUCUGUGCGGUACUAAGGUUCCCAGUCCGAAUGUCACUAGCUCGCAGCUCCAAAUAA